AUGUCCAGUAAAGCCUUUUGGGCGUUAACCUGCUCAUUGAUCUCAUUCAGUGGCUUUAUCUUUCUAUUUCUAGUAGGAAUUCUAGUGCAAAUACAGCCCGAGUAUCUCAAAAUUAACAAGAACGGAUCGAGUCCUGCUACAUCAAUCUUUGAGUCUGCUUGUCUCUAUGGGACACUCUUUGUUGUGUCGUUUACAAUUUACUAUAAAGAGACGAAGAAGAAUGUACCAAGGAACUACGAUCUAAGUGGUUCAACGUCGGAAGAGCGUCAGAGUUUACUAGACAAAUCAAUGAUGAUGAGAAGCUACAGUUGA
Peronospora belbahrii is the source of this 312-nucleotide messenger RNA. The record is from the annotation of a GenBank genome assembly. NCBI's taxonomy places the organism in Eukaryota, Oomycota, Peronosporomycetes, Peronosporales, Peronosporaceae.